AUGCCUGGAUUCCAGGAGGUGACACCUUGGCCUGACGCCCGCUUCCUUCCCAUUUCGAAAGAAGAUCUAAAGCCGUUCCUUGAGAAUAUUCCAGGACGGCGGUUCAUUAAAAGUCACCUGCCGUUAGACGGCUUACCCUAUUACCCGGAAGUGAAAUACGUGAUUGUCGGCCGCGACUGCCGAGAUGUUUUCAUGUCUUUCUUCAAUCACUAUUCCAACUACACAAAAAUCGCGAUGGAUAUCUACAACUCGCCGGAUGCGGUAGGCGACGAUCUACCUCCGUGCCCUGAAAAUCCUCGUGAGCUUUGGCAGAACUGGAUGACUCGAGGCUGGUUUGAAUGGGAAUCAGAAGGCUAUCCCUUCUGGGCUAACCUCGGUCACACGCAGAGCUAUUGGGAAUAUCGUCACUUACCGAACUUCUACUUCAUGCACUACAACGACAUGCUUGAUGAUCUCGAAAGCUCAGUCAAAGGACUUGCUGAAUUCCUGGGUGAAAACCCAGCCCCUGAACAUCUGGCACAAGUGGUUGAAAACACCACCUUCAAGAAUGUCAAAGCCAACGCUAUCAAGAUGGAUAAAGAGGGCGAUCCGCGCGGCAUCUUUUUUAAAGGCGGGGCUGAAGGCUUCUUUUUCAAAGGCACCAACGGCCGGUGGCGGGAUGUACUGACCGAAGAAGACCUGGCGUUAUACGAAGACACCAAGCAACGCGUGCUGGCACCGGAUUGCGCAAAAUGGCUGGAACAAGGCAUCGGUGGUUUCCUUAUUGAUGAACAGGACAACACCGUACAGGCGGAAAGGUAUCUGGCUAUCGCCUUCAUAUCGUCAUUAUACAUAGCGACGUUCUUCAGCGAACACCUGCGCCGUCAUAUCGACUGGGUCGUUUGCGCCAGUGCUAGCGCAGCCCUCUUAGUCUUCUGUGUGUUUCUGUACGAAAAAAAUCUGGAUGUCACCAGCACAGUGUCCUGUUUUGCCAUGGUAUUUGUUGGGUGUCUCACCAUCAGAAAGCGCCUGCCUUUGGUUAUCUGGUCCGCGCUGAGCAUUGCGAGCCUGUCAGCCUCCUCGUUGCUGGUUAAACAACCCGAAAUGCUGCCACUCGUAUUCAUCAUCUGCGUGUCUGUCAUCAUCAUUGGAACAUCUGCAUUGGUGUAUUUUUUAGGACAGAACAUGUUGGCGCGCGAGCAGAGUGACGUGCUCAGCGAUGCGGUGUUCGCCCAAUCUACAGACGGCUUAGUAUGUGGACACAUUUCAAAUCUGAAAGUGCUUCGCGCCAACAAAAGCGCGGAAAGACUUUUCGAAACUGACGACUGGUCUGUGCUGGUUAACUGCAUUCAACAAAGCUAUUUUACCGCUUUCAAAGACGCGGCAUCUCGACCGAAACUGAGAGAGGUGGUACGCAGCGUCUGGUCAGCAGAGAUCGAAUUCAGAACAGCCGAGGGCAAUCUUUUCUGGGGCAACCUUGCAUUGGUUGGGCUCAAAGAACAUUCAGAUCUGAUUCUGGUUCGCGUCACCGAUAUGCGCGCGACCAAAGCGCGGGAACAGGAGCUGGAACAAGCCAAACUGGCAGCAGAGACGGCAACACAAGCGCGAACUCAGUUCCUGGCCAACAUGAGUCACGAGAUACGAACCCCUAUGAACGGCGUUAUUGGCAUGACGUCUUUACUGCAGAAUACCCGCAUGGACCAGGAACAAGCGAGCUAUGUAGACACCAUUCGAUCCAGCGGCGAAUCUCUGCUGGUGAUCAUCAACGAAAUCCUCGACUUUGCCAAGAUAGAGGCUGACGAGAUAGAACUGGAAGUGAUGCCCUUCGAUCUGGAACAUUGCAUUACGGACUCUAUUGACGUUGUCGCUAGCCUGGCAGCUCAGAAAGACAUAGAACUGACCCUGGACAUAUCACCUGAUGACCUCGGCUAUAUCCUAGGCGACGGGUCACGCUUAAGACAAGUGUUAGUCAACCUCCUGUCCAACGCAAUAAAAUUCACAGAACAUGGUGAAGUGACUAUAAAAGCGCAGGUCGAUCGGAAAACAACCGGUAAAAAGGAUGUAGCCAGCACAAUACACUUCGCGAUUAUCGACAGUGGGAUUGGCAUUCCACAGCACAAAAUCGAUACUUUGUUCGAACCGUUCACCCAGGCAGAUGCUUCCACAACACGACGCUUCGGUGGCACCGGUCUCGGCCUGUCCAUCUGCAAGAAUCUCGUUGAAAUCAUGGGCGGCGAAAUUUCCGUCUCCAGCAAGCUGGACGCGGGUUCCACGUUCAGCUUCUAUAUCAGCGCGCCAUGGACAGCGGUCGAAAGCUGGCAGGAAUUACCCAGACUGCACGGCCAAAGAGUGCUUGGCGUGGAUGACAAUUCUACUAACCGGAAAGUACUGCAGGGCCUGCUGGAAUGGUUUGGCAUGUCCGCGACCCUGUUCAGCCACCCGUCAGACCUAGUGGAUGCUUACAAACCCGGCUGCUGCGACCUGAUCAUCACGGAUAUGUCGAUGCCAGAUAUGGAUGGCGAAGACCUGCUCGAGGUAUUGCGCAGCCAGCAUGAAGAACUUGUGCCUGUUGUUCUGCUCACCUCAUUGGAUCGGGGUGACGUUGACUGGUCACAGUUUACUCAGGUUCUACGCAAACCGAUCCGCCCUACAGACUUGUUCAAUGCUUUAUUGCGGGCCUUCGACCACACUGCAGAACCCGCCAGCGCCUACUCGCCAGACGAAAGUAUCGCCGACCUUCAGGAGAUUGCGGUGCUGGUUGCAGAAGACAACGUCGUGAAUCAAACCGUUGCUCGCCAGAUUCUGAAAAAACUGGGACUUCGGGCGGAUAUUGCCAGCGAUGGUUCCGAAGCGGUGAAAAUGUUGUGUGAUCAAACUUAUUCCAUCGUCUUUAUGGAUGUACAGAUGCCAAAUGUAGAUGGCCUGGAGGCCACCCAGAUCAUUCGCGGCACAGACGACCUUACUCAGCCCUACAUUAUCGCAAUGACGGCCAAUGCCCUGGCUGAGGAUCGUGACGCGUGUAUCGCCGCUGGUAUGGAUGACUUUGUUUCAAAGCCUGUCAGCAUUGCAGAUGUGAAAAGUGCCCUGCUGCGCGCGCUGGAACACGAUGGGGUCAGUAAAAUGAGGCGCAGUACCGCUAUUUCUGAAGGCUGA
This is a messenger RNA of Symbiodinium necroappetens, 3132 nucleotides long. The record is from the annotation of a GenBank genome assembly. NCBI's taxonomy places the organism in Eukaryota, Dinophyceae, Suessiales, Symbiodiniaceae.